Condylura cristata (star-nosed mole) is the source of this 1944-nucleotide messenger RNA. RefSeq names its product Myb-related transcription factor, partner of profilin (gene MYPOP). The coding region runs from base 133 to 1326 and encodes 397 amino acids. The transcript has 3 exons. Gene Ontology annotation, molecular function: RNA polymerase II cis-regulatory region sequence-specific DNA binding; DNA-binding transcription factor activity, RNA polymerase II-specific. The record is from RefSeq and is a predicted model, not a curated record. Gene Ontology annotation, cellular component: nucleus. Gene Ontology annotation, biological process: regulation of transcription by RNA polymerase II. NCBI's taxonomy places the organism in Eukaryota, Metazoa, Chordata, Mammalia, Eulipotyphla, Talpidae.
GCGCACCCGAGGCCCGCGCUUGGCGGCCGCUAGGGGGCGGUUCUGCGCUUGCGCCGUGGGAGGGGCGUGAAAGCCCGGUGCGCCGGCGCCCCCCAUGCCCCAGGAGGCCGGCCGGUGGCGUCGGGGGGCGCCAUGGCCACGGCGGCGGCGGGCGAAGCGGAAGAGACCACCCGCCUGCGCAAGCCGCGCUUCUCCUUCGAAGAGAACCAGAUCCUGAUCCGUGAGGUCCGCGCCCACUACCCGCAGCUCUACGGAGCGCAGAGCCGUCGGGUGAGCGUCGCUGAGCGGCGGCGCGUGUGGGACGGCAUCGCUGCCAAGAUCAACGGCAUCACCAGCUGGAAACGCACCGGCCAGGAGGUGCAGAAGCGCUGGAACGACUUCAAGCGCCGCACCAAGGAGAAGCUGGCCCGCGUGCCGCACUCCACGCAGGGCGCCGGGCCUGCAGCUGAGGACGCCUUCUCCGCGGAGGAGGAGACCAUUUUUGCCAUCCUGGGGCCGGGUGUGGCGGGGCCGGGAGCCGGUGCAGGGGCCGAACAGCCCCCCGCGGCCGCUUCCUCACAGCCCCCAGCCCCAAGUGCCUGUGCUCAACGCUAUGUGUUGUUGGAAGACCGCAGGGAGGACCGUCGGGCAGAUAACCCGGCCCACAGCAAGGGGGGCUCCAGCAGCCCAGAGCCCUGGGCCCGGACCGCCUGCAAGGCCCAGGAAGGGGGCUGCCCGCCCUCCAAGGAGCGUGAGUCCCCACCCCCUCCAGCCCUCCAGAAGACGGUCCAGCUGCCCCGCCUGGCCUUGUCGCCACCGCCCCCAGCCCCUCCACCGCCACCACCUCAGCCUCCACAGCAGGUCCAGGCGCCACCCUCGGCCCCCAGCCCUCCACCCCCUCCGCUGCCUCAGCCCGUGCCCUCAGCCCCCGAACCCUCCCUGGACUUCCUUCGGGCCCAGCAGGAAACGGCCAGCGCCAUCCGGGAGCUGGCCGGCACCCUUCGGCAGGGACUGGCCAAGCUGAGCGAGGCCCUCAGCGCCCUGCUGCCCCUCCUGCCUGGAACCCAGGUCGACCCGCUGCCCCCACCUCCGCCCCCGCCCCCCAGACCUGUUGUGGUGCCACCACCCGCCCCCAAGGUGGAGGCCACCCCUGAGCCUGUGUCCGUGGUGGCUGCUGUUGUGGACAGGGCUGGGGUGGCAGCCAGGGGGGUGAUCAUCGCCCCCAGGAGUGAAGAAGGGGUUCCCCGGGCACCCCCAGCCCCACCGCCUCCCCCUGACUCCCCUCCACACAAGAGGAGGAAAGGUUUCCCCACAAGGAAGAGGCGGGGGCGGUGGAAAACCCCAUGAAGUCUGCCUUUGGGGUUGAGCCUGUCUGCACCCUGCUUGUGCCGCCCCCCAGCUUAGCCCAGUGGAGGAGGGCUCGUGCCUCCCCAGCCCAGCCGCACCCUGGCUCCCUGCUGCAGGGGCGCAAGCACCCCGGCCCCUGUACUAGUUAGUGCCUGAUUCUUGGGGAGCCCCUUCACGGGCCCCCAGCCCUCUCUCCAGUACAGCGCUGUCUGCCUGGCUGCUUCCCUUAACCUUGACUUCUAAGCCAUGGAUUUUACAUUAUUUAUUACCGCCCUUUGUGGGUGCGGAGGGAACCUCUCGGGUCUGCACAUCCCCCGCCCCUCACAAUUCCUGGUCUUGACUUGAAGAGAACUGACCUGGGGCCCUUCCCACCCCUCCUCCGUCCAUACUGUGGAGUGGGUGGGAUUGCAAGACAAAUCAGAACUUGGAGGACACAGAGGAUACAGCAGUUGUGCCCUAGGGAGCGGGGGUGGAGUUCCUACUGGGGGGGCGAUUGGGUGGGCCCUCUGCCUCCCCUGUGGUCUCCAACCUCCAGAGCUCAGCCCCUCCCUGCUCCCCAGUGGUGACAAGAUGACAAUAAACUUAUUUUUACUACAAUUACAUGGGGCUCUGUCUGAG